Messenger RNA from Hypomesus transpacificus, 2730 nucleotides. It is a transcript of the gene ttyh1, whose product is annotated as tweety family member 1. Lineage: Eukaryota; Metazoa; Chordata; Actinopteri; Osmeriformes; Osmeridae. The record is from RefSeq and is a predicted model, not a curated record. The transcript has 15 exons. Gene Ontology annotation, molecular function: volume-sensitive chloride channel activity; intracellularly calcium-gated chloride channel activity. Gene Ontology annotation, cellular component: smooth endoplasmic reticulum membrane; plasma membrane. Bases 226 to 1995 code for a protein of 589 amino acids.
CAUUUUUCACACCCCCCCCUCACCCCCGCACAUUUUGGGCACAUGACUGCAACCCUUUUUUCAGGAUGGGUUUAUUUCGAGAGCAUCCAGAGCUAAUGGGUGACAGAACGUAUCAGUGAGAAGGUAUAUAUUUGCCAGAACCAGAGAAGAACCGAGAGAGGAAGAGAGAGCCUUCCCUCCGUACGCGAGUCAAAGGGUGGAGGAGGGGGUGCUUGGCAGUAGAGUAUGGCUGCCAUGGCGACGGUUCCCAGCUACACUCCGUCGCUGUGGGUGAGGGUGUGCCAUGCCCUCCCCCGCCUGGACCUCACCAUGCAGAUGAGAGACAGCGCCUUUGUACCUGACAGCUGGGAGUACCAGCAGACCCUGCUGGUUCUGUCCAGCCUUUCUGCCAUCGCUCUCGUCCUCUCCCUCCUCGUCAUCCUCUCCUUCCUCAUACACUACUGCUGCUGUCACCGCGGCGACCGGAACGAGGGCUCGGAGGAGGAGGAAGAGGAUGAAGAUGGCAGUACGGGCCAUGGAUAUGGCGGACGGAAGGGGCGGGGCAUCUGCUGCGUCACCUGGGUGUCGGUGGCGGCCGUGACACUGUGCUGUGUUGCCAUAGGCGUCGGUUUCUACGGCAACAGCGAGGCUAAUGAUGGGAUGUAUCAGUUGACCUCGUCUCUUCUCACAGCCAAUUACACGCUAGCGUCCAUCGAUCUGUUGGUUUCAGACACCAUCACUGGGCUGCAGCUCUCCGUCUCUGGGCCCCUGACCUCCAUGGAGGAGCUGUUCACGGGCAGCAAGCCCUUCCUGACCUCCACACGGAACUGCCGGAGGCUGUCGGAGAACGUGGUGACCCUGCUGUCCUCCCUGGCUCUGGCCCGGGGCGCGGAUGGGGGCCUGUGGAACGGCAGCAGCAGCAGCGGAGCCCCCAUCGCGGCCCUCACCCCCGCGCCCCCCUCCGUGGCCCCCACCACAGCCCCCGCUGGAGGGGUGAUGCCCACCCCCUUCUCUCCCGGCUGGGCCGCCAACACGCUGGUGGUCAAUGAGGACUACAGGUGGCUGUCGUAUGUGUUGCUGCUGCUGCUGGACCUGAUUGUGUGUCUCUUCAUCCUCCUGGGGCUGGCCAAGCAGGCUCGCUGGCUCCUCAUCCUGAUGACGGUGCUGGCUUGGCUGGCUCUGUUCCUAAGCUGGGGGUCUCUGGGCCUGGAGACGGCUUCUGUGGUGGCUCUAAGUGACUUUUGUUCAGAUCCAAAUACGUUUGUCCUCAACUCCACCCACUUCAACUCUGGAACCAACCCAGACGUACUGGACUACUACCUGACCUGCAGCAGACGCAUGAACAGCCCAUUCCAGCAGUUGCUGACGCAGUCCCAGAGGGCGCUGUCAAACAUCCACUCUCACCUAGCCAACCUGGACAGAAACGCGCUCCCACAGUUUCCCAAAGCAGAGAAAUCACUGCGAGAGGUUCAGCAGAUUCUCAACUCGACGGAGGGCAACUUCCACCAGCUGGUGGCGCUACUCAACUGUCGCGGUCUGAACAAGGACUACAUAGACUCGCUGAAAGGCCUGUGCUACGAUGGCAUGGAGGGGUUACUCUACCUCUCCCUCUACUCCUUCCUAUCGGCUCUGGCUUUCACCGCUAUCCUCUGUUCUCUGCCCGGUGCUUGGAGAAGCUUUCACAGUGAUUCCGAGGAGUACGAAGAUUCCGACAGCGAGAGCGAGGACCCCUUCACUUCCCAUCAGGCACGUAGACAGACGGCCGCGGGGUCCCAGCGAGGGGCCUUGCCCCCCUUCUAUAAUUACCCGGGGGCCGGCUGGACCCCCCCCUUUUCUAGCGCGCCGCCUCUCCCGACUCCAAACGUUUCCUCCAAUGGCAACCCUGGCUAUGAGAGCCUGCCCUUGGCAGACAGGCAGUCCCCACCCCCUUCUUACUCUCCCAGCAUGCUGACUGGUUACGGGGGCAAUCAAUCACACCCCAACCCCGCCCACUCAAGAAACCUGUAUUCACGUUGACUCUUUUUUUUAUGUUAGAUAAUGUAUAGAAAAAGUUUAGUUUUCUUAUGAACGGACACUUUACUGAGAUGAAAAAAGAACUAACGAAAAAUAAAUCGAAUGCUUAAUGUGAAUUAAAGGUAACUACAGUACCAUGGAGUGUUAUGAAUUAGAAGCACUUAAAAGAAACAGGAUUGAAUUGACUGUUGUAGUAACUCACUGUACGCUAACGCCAGAUAGGUAGCAUGGUUAUGAAGAACUCUGAACCAGGUUCACUCAGUCAAAGUUACCCCAUUCCUGUCCCCUGCCCCCCCCCCCACCCCCCCCGCCCUCCCCAUCUGUCCAGAGUCUUUGUGAACUGUUGUGAGACAAGCCAAAUGGUAUUGACGUUACAUUGUAGUUUUAUAUUUUAAAAAUGUAUCAGUAUCACCACUUUAUUUUCAAGUUUUUAUAUCUAAAUAUUGUGGUAGAAAAGCACCGGCACGUAGCAAGGGGACGUAUAUUCAGCGAAUGAAUAUGAAGUUUACUCACUUGGUAUUCACUUUUGAUUUCUUUUUACUUUUUUAUAGGUGGCAAUUCUGUAUUUCCUUCGUAUUACCUUCAGAUACUAUUCUGUACAUUUUGCUGUUGAUAAGAUCUGAUUAAUCACAAACCUUUGGUCUUAAACCAACACUCCAGAGGGCUAUGAUGACCCUCCUUUAAGGCUGAGGGGAGAACUACAACUACCAACCAGCCUUGAGUGCUUAGAAGAACUAC